Molecule: messenger RNA, 3506 nt
Organism: Onychomys torridus (southern grasshopper mouse)
Lineage: Eukaryota; Metazoa; Chordata; Mammalia; Rodentia; Cricetidae
Product: zinc finger protein 431-like
Exons: 5
Coding region: 184-2013 (609 amino acids)
Biological process (GO): regulation of transcription by RNA polymerase II
Molecular function (GO): RNA polymerase II cis-regulatory region sequence-specific DNA binding; DNA-binding transcription factor activity
Source: RefSeq, a predicted model, not a curated record
AUGGGGCGAGCGUUUACCGUUCGCCCUGCUGCAGACAUCAGAAGCCCAGGCCUGAGGGAAUCUCUUGUUCCGUGAGCUGCGCUGUGACUCGCUGCCGGGAGCUGUGAGGAGAGCGGCUGAGCUCGGAAUCCGCCAUGUCAUGGACAAUCACCUGUGUCAUCACACAAGAGGGUAGCCUCAACCAUGUCGUGGUAUGCUGAUGCAGUGACCUAUGAGGAUGUGCAUGUGAACUUCACUCAUGAAGAGUGGGCUUUGCUGGAUCCUUCCCAGAAGAGUCUCUACAAAGAUGUGAUGCUGGAAACCUGUGAUAAUCUCACUGCUAUAGGGUACAAAUGGGAAGAUCAUAAUAUUGAAGAACAUUGUCAGAGCUCUAGAAGAAAUGGAAGGUAUAUCAUCUGUCACUCUCGAUACAAGGCAUGUGAGCAUAAGGGACAUGCAAAGAAGCAUUGUAGUUCUGUCUUUCGCAGAAAAGUUGGAAGAUAUGUAGUAGUCCCUACUAUGAGAAGACAUGAUGACUGUGAUAAAAGUUUACAAUUAGUGGGCUUUUCAACUUCAGUGGGAAUUCAUCAACAAACUGUCAUUGGAGAAAAACCUUAUGAGUACCAGGAAUAUGGAAAUUCAUCUGUCUGUACUGGUUCACUGUGUACAUGUAGUGUGGCUCACAGUAUAAGAAAAUGUUGUGAAUGCAAUCAGUGUGGUCAAAUUCUCAGUUCUUCAAGUUCUCUUCAAAGAUGUGAAAAAACUCAUGUGAGAAGAGAAAAUAGUAAAUGUGAGUCAUCUACUAAAGGCUUUAGCCAUUACAAGCAUCUUCAAACACACCAAACAACCAAUAAUGAAGAGGUUCUCUAUGAAUGUAAGCAAUGUGAUAAAGCCUUUAGAUCUGAUUGCUCUUUAAACGUACACCAAAGAACUCAUUUGGAAGGAAAACCCUAUGAAUCUAAUCAAAGUUGUAAAGCCUUUGAAUGUCACAAUCUUCCUCAAGUACAUAGAAUUCAAACUAAAGAGAAAAGAUAUGAAUACUAUCAAUGUGAUAAAUCCUUUGCAUGUCCCACUAAUCUUCAAAUUUAUAAUAGAAGUCAUACUGGAGAGAAAUCUUAUGAAUGUAAUCAAUGUGGCAAAGCCUUUGCAUAUAACAGUCAUUUUCUCACUCAUCUAAGAAGUCAUACUGGAGAGAAACCCUAUGAAUGUAAUCACUGUGGUAAAGCAUUUGCACGGAAGAAGAAUCUUCUCUGUCAUCAAAGAAGUCACACUGGAGAGAAACCCUAUAAAUGUAAUCAAUGUGGUAAAGCCUUUGCAGAGAAGUAUAUGCUUCUCAGUCAUGAAAGAAUUCAUACUGGAGAGAAACCCUAUAAAUGUAAUCAAUGUGAUAAAGCCUUUUCAAGGAAGAGUAAUCUUAUCAACCAUGAAAGAAUUCAUGCAGGAGAGAAACCCUAUGAAUGUAAUCACUGUGGUAAAGCCUUUGCACAGAAGAGUAAUCUUCUCAUUCAUGAAAGAAUUCAUACUGGAGAGAGACCCUAUGAGUGUAAUCUAUGUGGUAAAGCCUAUGUAUCAAAGAGUAGUCUUCACAGUCAUGGAAGAAGUCAUAAUGGAGAGAGACCCUAUCAAUGUAAGCAAUGUGGUAAAACUUUUGUGCAGAAGAAUAGUCUUCAAAUUCAUGAAAGAAUUCAUACUGGAGAGAAACCCUAUGAAUGUAAUCAAUGUGGUAAAGCCUUUGUCCAGAAAAGUACUCUUCACAGUCAUGAAAUAAUUCAUACUGAUAAAAAACCCUACAAAUGCAAUGAAUGUGGUAAAACCUUUGCAGAGAAGAAGAAUCUUCUUGGUCAUGAAAGAAAUCAUACUGGAGAGAAACCUUAUGAAUGCAAUCAAUGUGGUAAAGCCUUUGCACUGAAGAAAUAUCUUCUCAGCCAUGAAAGAAUUCAUAGUGGAGAGAAACCCUAUGAAUGCAAUCAAUGUGGUAAAGCCUUUGCAACAAAGGGUUAUCUUCUGAAUCACAAAAGAAUUCAUACUAGAUAGUACCAUAUGGAUGUAAGCAAUGUGGUAAUUUCAGAUGUGAGCUGAUGUGAGCUGCCAUGUAGGUGCUGAAAACUGAACUGUGUUUUCUACAAGAGAUACUUGCUGGAGUCCAAUUCCAUAGGGGUUCAGGUCCCAAAGAGGGAAUCAGUUGUCACCAAAAGAAGGAGACUGCCAUGAUCUGAGCAUGAGUCAGCAUAGCUGCUGCUUUAUUGAAAAAGGACUACACCUUUUCUAUGCUAUAACUGAAUAUUAGUUUAGACUCAAGCAAGAUUGUAAACAGACUUAAUGAUUCCAGGAUAAAAGCAGGCAUCAACCUCAUCACAGCAUUUUUCCUGAGACAAAAAGUGAUAGUUCCACCAAGUAUCUAAAUGCCUAUCUGGAUGUGAGCCCAUUGUUUCCUUUUGUAGUGUGCUCUUAUCCCUGUGACCAGGUGUAUCCAGUUAGUGCAUCUUUAAGUUCUUUAUUCUUGGUGUAAUCAGAAUGGGCAUUCUUGUGUGAGAGUAGGCAUAUUUAUCAUGCUACAUGAUUCCAUGGUGAUGGGCAUUUUUCAAUAUUUUUUUUAAGAGACUGCCUAUGUAUAUAUUCCCAUCCUCCACUGAAGCCCACCCCCCCAAAAAAAAAUUUCCACAGCAAAGAUGCAUAAGGAAACUUCAUAAUAUAUAAUGGGCAUUAUUAAAAAUAAAGGUAAAGAUGCUGGGUAAUUAAAAGAUCUGCCAUGUCAAUAUGUUUGACUUGGUCAAACAGCAAUGGUUACCAUGCAGUCCACACCAGGUACUAAACUGCUAAACCAUCUCUCAUCCCUUUAUAUUUGUUUUUAGAUUCAGUUUAUUUUUGUCUUUGUGAGUGCACAUGCAUAGUGUUGUUUAAAAUCAGAUGACAGCCUAUGGUACCCAGUCCUUCCUUUCUACUAUUUGGAUCCUAAUGACCAAACCAGGUCCAUCAAUAUUGUCUGCAAGCACCUUUACCUGAGGAAGCAUGCCAUAAUUUCCACUGAGCCCUGAUAUUUUUUUUGUUAAUCAUUGUUUUGUGUGUGUGUGUGUGUGUACGUGCGCGCAUGCUUUUUUUUGUUUUUUGUUUUUAAACAGUUUUGUGGCAGCAUUCCCACUGGGCUAUACCUGACCUGACUCCAGACAAUUGGCACAUACCCCUAAUCCAUCUUGUGUUUUUUGGUUACAUUUUGUUUCUCUUGUUGCCCUCUAUGUGAAUCUUGUCUGAGAGUCUCCCAAGGGUACAAGCCUAUGCAAACUUGGUUCAGGAAACUGGGAAAACUGAUGAAUCAAGGAAUUUCCACUUGGCAUUGUAUUGUUGGGAGCUUCUUUCAGGUUGUUUUGAACAUAUGGAAAUCAACUAGCUAAAGUGUGAGUAUUGAGGAAAAAAUGCCCUGGGUGAAGGGAAAGUGCUUCAGUGCUGAAAGGCUGGACCACUCUGCAGCUGUGAAAGGCUAGAUUGAUUUUUUUUUUUUUUUUUUUUGGAGCUGAGGACUGAACCCAGGG